Acanthosepion pharaonis is the source of this 1773-nucleotide messenger RNA. NCBI's taxonomy places the organism in Eukaryota, Metazoa, Mollusca, Cephalopoda, Sepiida, Sepiidae. The record is from the annotation of a GenBank genome assembly.
AUGACUAUUAUUUUUCCGUCAAAAAAGUACGUUCUUCAUCAAUUUUUUGCUUUCUUUAGCCUCUCUAAACCUUACUCUAUCAUUUCAUGCCUUCCUUCCUUCCUUAUUUCUUUCUUUCUUUCUUCCUUUCUUCCUUCCUUAUUCCUUUCUUUCUGCCUUCCUUCCUUAUUUCUUUCUUUCUUUCUUCCUUUCUUCCUUCCUUAUUUCUUUCUUUCUUCCUUCCCUCCUUUCUUUCUUUCUUUCUUUCUUUCUUUCUUCCUUAUUUCUUUCUGCCUUCCUUCCUUUUUUUUCUUUCUUUUUCUUUCUUUUUUCUUUUUUUUUUUUUUUCUUUUUCUUUCUUUCUUUCUUUCUGCCUUCCUUCCUUAUUUCUUUCUUUCUUUCUUCCUUCCCUCCUUUCUUUCUUUCUUUUUUUCUUUCUUCCUUAUUUCUUUCUGCCUUCCUUCCUUUUUUCUUUCUUUCUUUCUUUCUUUCUUUCUUUCUUUUUCUUUCUUUCUUUCUUUCUGCCUUCCUUCCUUAUUUCUUUCUUUCUUUCUUCCUUCCUUCCUUAUUUCUUUCUUUCUUUCUUUCUUUCUUCCUUCCUUUCUUUCUUUCUUUCUUAAUUUUUUCUUUCUUAUUUCUUUCUGCCUUCCUUCUUUUUUUUUCUUUCUUUCUUUCUUUCUGGAUUUCUUUCUUUCUUUCUUUCUUCCUUCCUUCCUUAUUUCUUUCUUUCUUUCUUUCUUUCUUCCUUCCUUUCCUUCCUUCCUUCCUUCCUUCCUUCCUUAUUUCUUUCUUUCUUUCUUUCUUUCUUUCUUCCUUCCCUCCUUUCUUUCUUUCUUUCUUUCGUUCUUCCUUAUUUCUUUCUGCCUUCCUUCCUUUUUUCUUUCUUUCUUUCUUUCUUUCUUUCUUUCUUUCUUUCUUUCUUUCUUUCUUCCUUAUUUCUUUCUUUCUUCCUUCCUCCUUUCUUUCUUUCUUUCUUUCUUUCUUUCCUUUCUUUCUUUCUUUCUUCCUUCCUUCCUUAUUUCUUUCUUUCUUUCUUUCUUUCUUUCUUUCUUUCUUUCUUUCUUUCUUUUUUUUUUCUUUCUUUCUUUCUUCCUUAUUUCUUUCUUUCUUUCUUUCUUCCUUCCUUCCUUCCUUCCUUCCUUAUUUAUUUCUUUUCUUUCUUCCUUCCUCCUUUCUUUCUUUCUUUCUUUCUUUCUUCCUUAUUUCUUUCUGCCUUCCUUUUUUUUUUUCUUUUUUUUCCUUCUUUCUUUUUUCUUUUUCUUCCUUCCUUCCUUCCUUUCUUUCUUUCUUUCUUUCUUUCAUUCUUUCUUUCUUUCUUUCUUUCUUUCUUUCUUUCUUUCUUCCUUAUUUCUUUCUGCCUUCCUUCCUUUUUUCUUUCUUUCUUUCUUUCUUUCUUUCUUCCUUCCUUCCUUCCUUUCUUUCUUUCUUUCUUUCUUUCUUCCUUCCUUUAUUAAUUUUAUCCUUUCUGUAUCUCUUUACUAUCUAACUAUCCCAGUCUAUUCAUAUCUAUCUAUCUAUCUAUCUAUCUAUCUAUCUAUCUAUUCAUCUAUCUAUCUAUCCCAGUCUAUUCAUAUCUAUCUAUCUAUCUCACUAGCUAGCUAUCUAUCUAGCUAUCUAUCUCAGUCUGUUCAUAUCUAUCUAUCCCAGUCUAUUCAUAUCUAUCUAUCCCAGUCUGUUCAUAUCUAUCUAUCCCAGUCUGUUCAUAUCUAUCUAUCUAUCUAUCUAUCUAUCUAUCUAUCUAUCUAUCUAUCGCAGUCUGUUCAUAUCUAUCAACAGGGUAUGUUGGAUAAAUAG